AUGCCAUACCAUCCUCAUAACCCGUACUCGCGCCCUACUGAACAUCACUCCAACGUGGCUCACCAUCAUCACGACGACCGCCGCCACUAUGAGCCUGAGCCGCAGUACCAUCCCCCCUCAAUGCAGGACCACCGACAGCCCCCUCCCUCGCCGGCGCAUCCGUCGCCGUAUGGUCAGCACCACCAGGAGCCUAUCGUGAAGAGGGAUCCGGGAGAAGAGACUCCUCUAGGACAGAUGCGCCGACCCAACUCGACCGGCAACGUUCCUGACGGCCUGCCCCCGACACCGCAUGGCCCACCGCAUCCCAGCCAGCAUUCCGAAGAGCAGCGACGACAGAUGAGCUUUGACAACGGAUCAAUGCCUCCCCAUUCGCCUGCGACGUACCGGCCUCCCACCACGGGCUUUCACCCUCCCCCGAAUCCAAUCGCUCAGUCUCAGUAUCAGCCGCCCGCUCAUAACUACGGCCCUCCGCAAGGCCCCGGCCCGGACAUGUACCCUCCCUUCACGGUAGCUCAGACCAAACGAAAGGCGCAACGCGCCUCACAGGCUUGCGAAAACUGUCGACAACUCAAGGCCAAAUGUGAUGAGCAAAAACCCUGCAAGAACUGCAAGGAAAAGAAAAUAGAAUGUCAAUAUCGCGACGUUCCUGCGAAACAGUCCGAUAAAGUCAGCUCGGAUAUCCUAGAGGCUAUCGCCGCUAUUCAAGAUAAUCUCACAAAUCAGUUUUUGAGAAUAGACGAACGGAUGGGUAGGAUGGAAAGUGCCAUAUCACACUUGCAACCGCCGAAAAGGGAGUCCAUCGAGGACCACCUGGGGAUUCCAUAUCAGCCUCCAACCGAUAUGAAGCCACCUUUACCUAGUGAUGAUGAUGACGACCAACAAUCCAUAGACGCCAUGGACAGAGACCCGGACCCGGACCCAACCCCCAAGCCUGACGUCUCCGAGGCUCAAAAACGACUAGACAAGGUCGACGAAGGCGAAAUGGAAGCCGAACCAGGACCACCCGUUGACCCUGGCAAACCAUCCAUGCCAGCCAACCAUACAACUCUGGCAGCAUUGCUCCUCAAAUGGACGUCCGUCCGUGAGCUCGUGGAUAGUCUCCCAGAGGAUAUCCAAGAGAAAAUCAAAAACUUCGAGGGCUACCACCUACACCAGGAACGAAAACGUGGAUCGUUGCGCGUCUUUGGAAGAGGAGAGGGCUUUGAUCGAGAAACACGGUCGUCGCACGUAGGAACCAUGAUGGACCAGGCCAUGCCCGAGUUCUUCGAGGACAAUGUAUCCGAGACCGCGUCCCCUUCGCCCUCUACGUACGACUCCCACGGACAGGUCGGCGGUUUCACGCCCCCUAGCGGAGGUGAGUACAAAGGCGGCGUUCUCAAGACGGAUGGGACAGCGGAUUUCGACUCGAGUAAAGUCGCCGAGUAUGUGCAGAGCUUCAAGGACAAUAUCCUGAAUAUGCACCCGAUUUUGAACCCACAACACUUGGAUGACUUGGUCAAGACAUUCCUCGAUACUCUGCCUCGAUCAUCUUCCAAGGCCAAACCAAAAGACCCGGUCGCUAGGUUCGUUAAUUCAAACAAUGCGACGAGUGCGUCUCCUUCAAUGCCGGACACGGGUACAAAGCGGAAGCGGUCGCCGGCUGUGGAGGAACAGAGUCAUCAUUCAUCGGGAUUCACUAAGCCGGGACGACCGUACCGAAAUGUUCAUAGCGCCCUCGUGUUGGUUGUUCUCGCCCUGGGCAAGAUAUGCCUCCACAAGGAAAUGAUUCCUGAUGUUGUCCGCGGGCAUCAAGAAAAGCACGCAGAAAAGCAUCAGGACAAUCUGAGUACUCCGAGCUACAGCUCUCCUUCGAUUCGAAAUGGAGUUCCCGUAUCUCCGCUCCAAGGUUCUUCGCCAGGCUUCGCUUCCCAAUCUCAAACAUCGGGUCUUCCGUCUCCCAAGGACAACGAACGGGUUCUCGCAAGUAGACGAUCCUCCCUCCAGGGUUCCGCUACUGCGCCGAAGAGCGGACAAUCAAUGAAACGCAAUAUUGAAGUCAUACCAGGGCUCGAGUAUUUCGCUUUAUCCACGGAUAUCAUUGGGGGUCUCACUGGAAGUCCCCAACUAAAGCUCGUGUGGUACUAUAUCUUCGCCGGGCUUUACCAUGGGCAACUCGGCCGUGUUGUGGAAAGCUGGUCGUUCAUUGCGCUAGCAAGCCGUGACCUUCAGGUCAUCAUGCAGCCGAGCCUGUUCCGACUUGCAACGAUAAAAGACAAGGCACUGCAAAUAGAGGACAGACGGGACCAUAUGCUUGCUUUUGCGUUUUGGACCUGUUUGCAACUCGAAAGCGACAUCUUAGCUGAAUUGCAGUUCCCACAAUCAAACAUCCUGUCGUGGGAAGAAAUCAUGCCGUAUCCCAAUAUGGGCAUUGCCAUGAGCGACGGGCACCCUCAGCACGUCGUGGGCAAUUACUCGGCACAGUUGUAUCUUCGGAAGCAACUGAACACCAUACAUAAUAGCUUGUACAACCCAAAUCCUCGGGAGUCCGAGGAAAAUCCACACGAGCGAGAUCCAAACAACCAGACGAUAGAGGGCAAGAUGCUCAAGAUCCAGAGCAUGCUAAAAGAUGCGAGGAGUGAACGUCCUGGAGGAGCUGGUGGGUCACAUUUGGUUCCCAUGUGGGUCCCCCCAGGCUUCGAAUUCUCCGACAACGAUCCACCAGCGACGGAUAUCCUUGCCGCACGACUACGCGCCAAGUAUUGGGGCUCUCAGGUCAUUCUCUACCGGCCCUUCAUCAAGGUGAUUCUUGAGUCGGAAAAUGUCCCGCACGACAUGCUGCUUCCAAAUGCUUCGUACAACCACUCGGCUCCCGUACACCCCGAUAUUGCGCGUAUGGCCAAUCUUGAUCCCAGAAUCAUACACUACGCUCGCUUGGGCGUUGAGGCGCUCAAGGAAAGCACCCGCGCCUUUCAUGGGAUGGAUCCCAGACAGCGUCUUAUCAUAACCAAUAUUUUUGGAACUGCUCAUGCCCAAUGGGGAAACCUCAUUGUCCUGGCUGCCUGCUACAAUAAUCAAGUUCUUUCCAACUUCAUUGACAAGCAUACGCUGCAAGAUCUGUUUCAACGAACCAUCGAUUUCAUCCGAACCAGCGUCCCCGAGACCAGCUCGAGUUCACUCAACACGGACCUGAAGAUCUUGGAAUGCCUCUCGCUCAAACUUGGCUUCUCCACCAGUCACGACAUGCACUCGAGCUUUUCGAGCCACAUGAACGUCGACCCUCCUCUGCAUGUGGGACACCGCAACCACUACUCACCAGCAACGCCUGCCAACCCCAUGCCUCCACCGCACUACAGGCCUCCUUGA
Molecule: messenger RNA, 3342 nt
Organism: Pseudomassariella vexata
Lineage: Eukaryota; Fungi; Ascomycota; Sordariomycetes; Amphisphaeriales; Pseudomassariaceae
Exons: 6
Coding region: 1-3342 (1113 amino acids)
Biological process (GO): regulation of DNA-templated transcription
Molecular function (GO): zinc ion binding; DNA-binding transcription factor activity, RNA polymerase II-specific
Source: RefSeq, a predicted model, not a curated record